Molecule: messenger RNA, 7880 nt
Organism: Nannospalax galili (Upper Galilee mountains blind mole rat)
Lineage: Eukaryota; Metazoa; Chordata; Mammalia; Rodentia; Spalacidae
Gene: Gcc2
Product: GRIP and coiled-coil domain containing 2
Exons: 24
Coding region: 126-5189 (1687 amino acids)
Biological process (GO): late endosome to Golgi transport
Cellular component (GO): Golgi apparatus
Source: RefSeq, a predicted model, not a curated record
GAAGCGGAAGUGCCGCCAGCGUAGCUAUGGAGACGCGGGGGGCGGAGCUGCCUCGGCUGCGUGACCUUUGACUGCUCUCCUACGACAGCGGCAGAGCCGCUGGGACUCCAGCAGAGGCUGCGGUGAUGGAGGAUCCUGUUCCGGAUGGGGUGGCGGCCGCCCCCGGGACCGGCAAGUCCAAGCUGGAAAUGUUGCCUAAGGAAGAGCUCAUCAAGUUUGCCAAGAAGCAAAUGAUGCUGUUGCAGAAAGCUAAAUCAAGGUGCACAGAAUUAGACAAGGAAAUUGAAGAAUUGAAAUCAAAACCUGUUGAUGGAGGAACUGAUGAUAUUAUUAAGGUAUUAACUGAACGUCUGGAUGCUAUUCUUCUGGAAAAAGCAGAGACUGAGCAGCAGUGUCUUUGUCUAAAGAAAGAAAAUAUGAAAAUGAAGCAAGAGAUUGAGGAUUCUGUGACUAAAAUGGAAGAUUCACACCAAAAGUUUCAACAAUCACAUAGAAACUAUGUAAAAGAAAUUGAAAGCUUGAAAAAUGAAUUGAUGGCAGUACAUUCGGAAUACAGUAAAGAUAAAGCUAGCUUACAAAAAGAACUGGAGGAAGCAGUGAAUAAACACUCAGAGCUUUUAGAACAACUUAAAUAUUGGAGUGACUCUGAAGAUAAUGUUAGAAAACUACAAGAAGAGAUUCAGAAAAUUAAGCCGGUGUUUGAGGAACAAAUUUUAUGUCUACAAAAGCAGUUAGAAGCUACCACUGAUGAAAAGAAGCAAGAGAUUAUGCAUCUCCAAAAAGUCAUUGAGGAGAACUCUAAACACUACCAAAAAGAUAUUCAUAGUUUACAAGAAGAGCUCUUGCAGCUGAAAGCUACACACAGAGAAGAAGUGAAAGAAUUGAUGUCCCAAAUUGAAACAUCAGCUAAAGAACAUGAAGCAGAAAUAAAUAAACUAAACCAGCUCAAAGAGGUCAUAGUAAAACAGUGCGAGGCAAGUGAGAAGAACAUUCGGGAGAAAUACCAAUGUGAAUUGGAAAACUUAAGGAAAGGCACCUCAAAUACAAACCAAGAAGAUCAGAUUUGUUCUAUACUCUUACAAGAAGAUACUUUUGUAGAACAAGCAGCUUAUGAAAAAGUCAAACAGUUGGAAGAUUCCUUAAGAGAACUUGAAUCUCAACACAGUAUCUUAAAAGAUGAAGUGACUUACAUGAAUAAUCUUAAAUUGAAACUUGAAAUGGAUGCCCAGCAUAUUAAGGAUGAAUUUUUUCAUGAGCGAGAAGACUUGGAAUUUAAAAUUAAUGAACUGCUACUAGCUAAAGAAGAACAGGGCUCUGUAAUAGAAAAAUUAAAAUAUGAGCUAGAAGAUUUAAAUAAACAGUUUUGCUGUGCUGAGGAACAGCAUAACAAAGAAGUACAGAAUCUCAGGGAACACCACCAAAAAGAAAUAUCUGAACUGAAUGAGGCAUUUUUGUCAGGUUCAGAAAAAGAAAAAUUAACAUUAAUGUUUGAAAUACAGGGUCUGAAGGAACAAUGUGAAAGUCUACAACAAGAAAAGCAAGAAGCAAUCCUAAAUUACGAAAGUUUGCGAGAGGUUAUGGAAAUUUUACAAACAGAACUAGGAGAAUCUGCUGGAAAAAUAAGUCAAGAAUUUGAAACAAUGAAGCAACAGCAAGCAUCUGAUGUUCAUGAACUUCAGCAGAGGCUCAGAACUGCUUUUAAUGAAAAAGAUGCCCUUCUUGAAACUGUGAAUCUUCUUCGAGGAGAAAAUGAGAAGUUACUGUCUCAACAGGAAUUAGUACCAGAACUUGAAACUACCAUAAAGAGCCUUCAGGAGAGCAAUGACAUGUACUUACUUAGUAUCAGUCACAGAGAUACAAUAGAUACAAUGUUACAAGAAUUAGAAGCAAAGAUAAGUUCUCUUGCCGAGGAAAAAGAUGAUUUCAUAAAUAAAAUUAAAAAUUCCCAUGAAGAGAUAGAUAAUCUCCAUCAAAAAUGUGAACAGGAACAGAGGUUGGUGAUAGAACUCAGGGAGAAAGUGGAGCAAACCGCCCAGUACAACAGUGAACUUGAACAAACAGUAAAUGAAUUAACUGGAAAACUAGACAAGAUAUUGAGAGAAAAGGAUCAAAAUGACCAAAUCAUUAUGGUUCAAAUGAGAACUAUGUCUGAGGACCAGGAAGCAUUGUCAGCUAAAGUUAAAUCUCUUCAUGAGGAAAAUAAUAGACUAAAUUCUGAAAAGGACCAGAUGAGAAGGGAUUUGGAAGCUCUACAAUCAGAAAAGGAUUGUGUCCUUAAAGAACAUAUCACCAAAUUAGAAAAGGAGCUUCAAAUAAUGGCUGAAGAGCGAGAUAAUUUAAAUAAGCUGCUUGAAAGUGAGCAAGUUCAGAAGUCAUUUGUCAGAACUCAGAUGUAUGGGUAUCUUAAUCAAAUGGUGUCAAAUUUUUCAGAAGAAAAUGAAGAGGAAGAUGUUACAAAAGUCCUACAAGCUAUAGGUGAAUCCUUAGCAAAAUUAAAUGAAGAAAAACAUAACCUGGUGUCUCAAUGUGAUGAAAGAGUUUUAAAGUUAGAAGAAAAGAUUAAGUGCCUUCAGGAAGAGAAUAUAGUUCAGUGUGACGAACUUAGGACUUUACUAAGAGACUAUGAACAAGAAAAAGUCCUUUUAAGAAAAGAAUUAGAAGAAUCCAUGUCCGAAAAAGAAGCCUUGCAAUUUGAUCUUUUAGAAAUGAAGAAUGCUAAUGAAAAAACAAGGCUUGAAAAUCAGAAUCUUUCAACUCAAGUUGAAGAAUUAUCUCAAACAUUACAUAGCAAAAAUGAAAUCCAUAACGAAAAACUUCCUGUAAUGGAACAUGAAAACCUAAAGCCAUUACUUGAACCAAAAGAAUCUGAAUUGCAAGAUGUGAAAGUGGAAUUGGUGUUACUAAAGGAUUCCUUAGAGAAAUCGCCUUCAGUAAAAAAUGAUCAACUCUCAUUGAUAAAAGAGCUGGAAGAAAAAAUAGGAAAUCUAGAAAAAGAAUCCAAAGAGAAAGAUGAGAAAAUAAGUAAGAUAAAAUUAGUUGCUGUGAAAGCCAAGAAAGAACUGGAUUCUAACAGAAAAGAGGCGCAGACACUAAGGGAAGAGCUUGAAUCUGCCCGGUCAGAGAAGGAUCGGCUGUCUGCUUCAGUGAGAGAGCUCAUUCAAGGAGCAGAAAGCUAUAAGAAUCUUUUGUUAGAGUAUGACAAGCAGUCAGAACAGCUGGAUGUGGAAAAAGAGCGUGCUGGUAACUUUGAACAUCAUAUAGAAGAGCUUACCAAACAGUUAAGAAAUUCAACUUUUCAGUGUGAAAAGCUAAGUUCAGACAACGAGGACCUCCUGGCUCGUAUUGAGACACUGCAGUCUAAUGCCAAAGUAUUAGAAGCCCAGAUUUUAGAAGUCGAGAGAGCCAAAGGAAUGGUAGAUAAAGAAUUGGAAGCUGAAAAACUUCAGAAAGAGCAGAAGAUUAAGGAACAUGCCAGUACUGUAAGUGAACUUGAAGAACUUCAGCUGCAAUUUCAAAAGGAAAAGAAGCAGCUUCAGAAAACCAUGCAAGAAUUAGAGCUGGUUAAAAAGGAUGCCCAACAGACCACAUUGAUGAAUAUGGAAAUAGCAGAUUAUGAACGUUUGAUGAAGGAACUAAAUCAGAAGUUAACUAAUAAAAACAGCAAGAUAGAAGAUUUGGAGCAAGAAAUAAAAAUUCAGAAACAGAAACAAGAAACCCUACAAGAAGAAAUAACUUCACUGCAGUCUUCAGUACAGCAUUAUGAAGAAAAAAACACCAAAAUCAAACAGCUGCUUGUGAAAACCAAGAAGGAGCUGGCAGAUUCAAAGCAAGCAGAAACUGAUCACUUAAUACUCCAAGCAUCUUUAAAGGGCGAGCUGGAAGCAAGCCAGCAGCAAGUAGAAGUAUAUAAAAUUCAGCUGGCUGAAGUAACAUCUGAGAAACACAAAAUCCAUGAGCACCUGAAGACUUCUGCGGAGCAGCACCAGCGCACCCUGAGUGCCUACCAGCAGAGGGUAGCAGCACUACAGGAAGAGAGUCGUGCUGCCAAGGCAGAACAAGCUGCUGUCACCUCUGAAUUUGAGAGCUACAAAGUCCGAGUUCAUAAUGUUCUAAAACAACAGAAAAAUAAGUCUGUGUCUCAGGCUGAAACUGAGGGAGCUAAACAAGAAAGGGAACACCUGGAAAUGCUGAUUGACCAACUGAAAAUCAAGCUACAGGAUAGCCAGAAUAGCUUACAAAUCAGUGUGUCCGAGCUGCAGACCUUACAGUCUGAGCAUGACACUCUGCUGGAGAGGCACAACCGGAUGCUACAGGAAACUGUGACCAAGGAGGCAGAGUUGCGAGAAAAGCUGUGUUCCGUACAAUCAGAGAACAUGGUGAUGAAGUCUGAGCAUGCCCAGACCGUGUGUCAACUAACUUCCCAGAACGAUGUGCUCCGCAGUAGUUUCCGAGAUCAAGUACGACAUUUGCAGGAAGAACACAGAAAGACGAUGGAGACUUUGCAGAACCAGCUCUCCAAGGUGGAAGCUCAGCUCUUCCAACUCAAGAGUGAACCAGCCACGAGAAGCCCAGCUUCUUCCCACCAACCUUUGAAGAACCUUCGAGAAAGAAGAAACACAGACCUUCCAGUUCUAGACAUGCACACUGCAACCCGGGAAGAGGGAGAAGGCAUGGAGACAACUGACACUGAGUCCGUGUCUUCCACGGGCACACACACUCAGUCAUUAGAGCAGCUACUUAAUUCUCCUGAGACCAAACUUGAACAACAUCUUGCAGAGCCUCCUUUAUGGCAUGCUGAAUUUACCAAAGAAGAAUUGGCUCAGAAGCUCAGUUCCACCUCAAAAAGUGCAGAUCAUUUAAGUGGCCUGCUUCGGGAGACAGAAGCCACCAACGCCAUCCUUAUGGAGCAAAUUAAGCUUCUGAAAAGUGAAAUAAGAAGAUUGGAAAGAAAUCAAGAGCGAGAGAAGUCAGUAGCUAACCUGGAAUACUUGAAGAAUGUCCUGUUGCAGUUUAUUUUCCUCAAACCAGGGAGUGAAAGAGAGAGGCUUCUUCCUGUUAUAGACACAAUGUUGCAGCUCAGCCCUGAAGAAAAGGGAAAACUUGCUACAGUUGCUCAAGGUGAGGAAGAGAAUGCUUCUCGUUCCUCUGGAUGGGCAUCCUAUCUACAUAGUUGGUCUGGACUUCGAUAAAUUGAUGGAAAGAAAAUUCUCUAUUGACUCAGUAGAAUCUAUUUUUUUAAAAAAAUGGUUCGCAUUAUUAAUCAUUCUUUUGUUAGAAAGUAUGUAUAUCUGUUCACAUCCUCUGACUUUGUAUAUAUGUAUAGCAGAUGUAUUUAGAAUUUCAACUUGGAGAAAAGUACAAUAGCUUGAAGCGAGGGUACCAGUUGUCCCCAGCCCUCUAAUUCAGCACCAUGGAUGUACAGUCUGUGGUCUCCCGUACACAUCCCUGGAUGAGAAAAUGAGGAAACAGUUCACUUCUUCACACAGGAGCCACAGGAACCACCCAUGUCUACUACUGUGAAUUUUGAAAUUGAAGUAAAUUUUGAUACCAUCCCAAUUGGGAAGUUGAAUUAGCUUCUAAAAUAAUGUUUCAAGAUUAUUUGUUAAUAAAUUGAUGAGAAAAUUUGGUAGUUAGCAUCUGAAAGACAUGCUUUAUUGGUAAAGUUGACACGUUUAUUAAGGGAUUAUGAAGUAAAUAUGCUGCAGUUAAUUAUGAGUCUAAGUUAAAUUGCAGUUUAGCUAGUUGCUUUAAAAUAAACUUCUCUCUCUCUCUCUCUCUCUCUCUCUCUCUCUCUCUCUCUCUUUCAAAUAUGCUAUUUCAAAACUCAACUAUGUUAUGGGAAGCCCUGGUGCUGCUGGUGUGACACAGAAUAAAUAUGAAUAAAUAUGUCCCCUUCAGCUGAGGGCUUCUGCAGUGUCUCCAGGCUCUGACUGUGCUGCCACUACUUAUAAGUCAUGAGUCUCUGCUAGUUCUCUGCGUCUCCCCAGAUGAAAACAUCUCAGAACAGUGACUGUCGUACUAAUAUCAUCAGCUCUACAGUGAGCCUGGUGCUUCCAGUGUGCUGCACCCGGGUAGUCUGGUUCCCUGCACAUGCCCUCCAGAGGGUUGGGGCUCAUUGUGUGGUCACAGAUCUGAUGAGUAAGGCUCGCUGUGGGAGUAUUACCUGCCUUUGAUGUUGCUGGAAAUAAUCUAUUGACUAGAUUAAAAUUUUGCUCUUAAAUUUAAGAAUUCUAUUUUUAAUAUUUAUUUGUUAAUAAGUAACCAUUAUAGUAUGCUCUCUGAAGUUGUUAAGGCUUACAGUUAAUACUCUGAUUUCCAUCUCAGCUGGAAACCUGACUUCAGUUUACUAAGAAUACUGGUUUCCAACCUAGUUUAAGUGAAAUUUGCUACUGACAUGUUGAGUUUGUUCUUUUAAAACUGCCUCUUAAUGUUCAGUCCUCGUUAGAAAAACGGACCUAACUAGUGAAUGUAUUAAUUAAAUUCAUCCGUCUCAGAGCUGACUUUAGAAGUUCAGUGGUUUUUUUAACUUCAUAAACUGUGAAUAUGCGCAUACCAGCAGCAUACAGUGUGUAACUAAACUUUUUCUUUAAACCUAUGCCUUUUGAAUUCUGUAUAAACUUGUUUUGAAAUAUAGUCUGUAUGUAUGAAUAUAAUGACAAAAAUACCUUUUCUGCAUGGUAAAGAUUACUUUGAUUACAAAAGACAUAUAUACUUUUUAUGGCUUCAGUGAUGAAGAAAUGUGGCCGGGCGUGGUGGCGCACACCUUUAGUCCCAGCACUCGGGAGACAGAGGCAGGGAAUCUCUGAGAUUGAGGCCAGCCUGGUCUACAUAGCCAGUUCCAGGCCAGUUGGGGCUACAGGGAGACCCUGUCUCAAAAAUAACAACAACAAAAAAAAGCAAUGAAGAAAUGUAAUGAUUAUUUUAGUAUUUCUAUUAAAUAUGUUUAACUGUAUAUUACAUUGUUAUGGCUACUCUUUCUGUUAAACACUCCAUGGUUGGGACCUGUUGGUACUUAAGAAGUUGUGCUACCGAUGGAGCUGCUCAGGAAUUUGAGGCCAGCCUAGUGAGACCACCUUCCCCCAGUCUCUUAAAAGAAUACAGACCAACUGUUCAGCAUAUUCAAAGAAACCAUGGCACCUGCUAUUGUGACACUCCUCCCAGCUGGAUCUGGAAGCAACACUUUGCCUUUCUUUGGGCAGUAUUGACAUUGGUUUGAACAGGGACGGAUACCUGAAAGCUUCAGCCUCAGGUAACCUCAGAGUUCAUGCAGAGCCCUUUGAGAAUUUGGACUGGGAUAUGGGGAGAGGCAGAUUGGAGAGGAGCACAAGUGCUGGAGAGACACGGACAAGCUGCACCGUGGAAGUGAGCAUGGCCCCACGUCUGGCCGUUAACAGAUGUGGAGGAGUUUAUGGUUUAGUUCAGUGUUUACCUACAUUGUGCCCUGGGUAACCUGUAUUUUGAGCCUUUCUACCUACCCAGAGCUGGGACUGAGAUCCAGAUUUCCAGGACAGAUAGAAUUGAAAUGCCUUUAAAAAUACCUUUUUAUGUUUAAGUUAGCAUACAAAGUGAUGGGUUUCAUUGUGGCAUUUCAUACAUAUAUUUCAUUAUACUUUUUUUCCUCUAAUUCCUUGCUGUUCUCCCUCAUCCAGUCGGCCUCCUCUUACUGGACCCCUUCCUCUCCCCAGAUAGUCCUCUGUUCUGCUACCGUGUCACAUGAAUCCUAGUCCCUUCUCUUUUUCUCCUCUUUCCUACAGAUCUUGUCAUCCCCUCUUAUGGUCUCUUCCACUUGUAUACCCUUCACAUAUGUACAUAUAUCUAUGUUUAUAUAUGCAUAUAUUUUGAUCUAUGUUCUGCAUAUAAGAAUAAAGAUACUUUUCUGA